AUCUCAGCCGUUCGAUCUUUCUCCGACCAUGCCGAUCAGAAACAUCGCCGUUGGCCGUCCCGAUGAAGCCACCCGCCCCGACGCCUUAAAGGCGGCGUUGGCUGAGUUUAUUUCAACUAUGAUCUUUGUCUUCGCCGGCUCAGGCUCAGGAAUGGCUUUCAACAAGCUCACUGAAAAUGGAGCCACCACUCCCUCCGGCCUCGUAGCCGCCUCGUUGGCACAUGCUUUUGGACUCUUUGUCGCCGUCUCCGUCGGCGCCAACAUCUCCGGUGGACACGUUAACCCUGCCGUUACUUUCGGCGCUUUCGUUGGUGGUAACAUCACUCUCCUCCGUGGUAUACUCUACUGGAUUGCUCAGCUACUUGGCUCAGUCGUUGCUUGUCUCCUCCUCAAGUUCGCCACCGGUGGUUUGGUUGUACCGGCUUUUGGCCUCUCCGCCGGAGUAGGAGUCUCGAACGCUUUGGUUUUCGAGAUCGUGAUGACCUUCGGGCUUGUCUACACAGUCUACGCCACUGCCGUUGACCCCAAGAACGGAAGUCUUGGAACAAUCGCUCCCAUCGCAAUCGGUUUCAUUGUUGGUGCCAACAUCUUAGCAGGAGGAGCCUUCAGUGGAGCCUCCAUGAACCCCGCCGUGGCUUUUGGACCAGCGGUUGUAAGCUGGUCGUGGAACAACCACUGGGUCUACUGGGCCGGACCUCUUGUUGGUGGUGGACUCGCUGGACUCAUCUACGAGGUUUUCUUCAUCAACACCACCCAUGAGCAGCUCCCAACCACCGACUACUGAAUCAAUCUCUCUGUUUCUCUCAUGUGUAAUUUGAUUUGUCGUCUUUGAAUUUCAAUGUUUUUUUUUAAGUUUGUGUAAUUUCGCAUCAGCAUGGGUUUAUGACCGUUGGAUCUUUCAAAUGAAUCAUUUUCUGUUUGAUUUCUAGAGUUGUAAUUGCAAAUAUUGUGAAUUAUGUAUCUAUCUCAUCUUACGUUUGUGCCGUUUCGUC
This is a messenger RNA of Eruca vesicaria subsp. sativa (arugula), 992 nucleotides long. The record is from the annotation of a GenBank genome assembly. NCBI's taxonomy places the organism in Eukaryota, Viridiplantae, Streptophyta, Magnoliopsida, Brassicales, Brassicaceae.